Molecule: messenger RNA, 1233 nt
Organism: Colletotrichum godetiae
Lineage: Eukaryota; Fungi; Ascomycota; Sordariomycetes; Glomerellales; Glomerellaceae
Product: glycoside hydrolase family 71 protein
Exons: 5
Coding region: 1-1233 (410 amino acids)
Molecular function (GO): glucan endo-1,3-alpha-glucosidase activity
Source: RefSeq, a predicted model, not a curated record
AUGCUCUUGCCGGUAUCUACCCAAACGACAAAGCCAGUCUAUGCGCACUUUAUGCUCGGAAUCGUCGAAAACUACACCAUAUCAGACUGGCACCUCGACAUAACCCAAGCCAAAGAAAUCGGCAUCGACGGCUUCGCUCUAAACUGCGCCCCAGCCCGCAUCGACAGCUACACCCCCAAACAGCUCGCAAACGCCUACCAAGCAUCGCAAGACCUCAACUUCACCGUCUUCAUCUCCUUUGACUUUGCCUACUGGUCCACGGCCGAUACGACCGAAAUCACCUCCAUAGUAGGCAACUACAGCGCGCAUCCGGCUCAGGCACGGUAUGACGGCGGCGCCAUCGUGAGCACCUUUGUCGGGGACAACAUGAACUGGACCGCGGUGAAGAAUGGAAUACCUCCGGGACAAAAGAUUACUGCUCUUCCGAUGAUUCAGGAUCCUGCGUGGCUUUCUGUUGCGAAUACGGGUCUUGAUGGGGCAUUUUCGUGGUAUGCGUGGCCGACAGAUGGGGGCAAUAGUAUCAUUCCUGGUCCGAUGACAACUAUCUGGGACGAUCGGUACCUGGCGAAUCUGGGGAGUCGUCCGUACAUGGCCCCCGUCUCACCUUGGUUUUCAACUCACUUCAACACCAAGAAUUGGGUCUUCAUCACGGAAGAGCAACCCACCAUCCGCUGGGAGCAGAUGCUUGUCAUGAAGCCUGCACUGGUUGAGAUCAUUAGCUGGAACGACUUUGGUGAAAGCCACUACAUCUCGGGCUCACAACCAAAUCACUCCGACGACGGCUCCUCCGCCUGGGCAACCGGUUUCCCUCACGACGCCUGGCGCACCCUAAUGAAGCCCUACAUAGCAGCCUACAAGUCCGGAGCCCCCAAACCCACCGUCGUCAGCGACGAGCUAGUCUACUGGUACCGCCCAACGCCCAAGAACACGGUAUGCACAAACGACACCCUCGGCGCCCCCAACGGGAUCCAAUACCUUGCCGACGUGGUCUUCGUCGCCACGAUGCUAACGCAGCCCGCCGUGCUUACCGUCACCAGUGGGAGCCAGCCGCCGGUCGCGGUGCCAGUCGACGCGGGGAUCCAGACCACCAACUUCACCAUGGGCAUCGGCGCCCAGAAGUUCUCGGUAUCGCGUAACGGUGCUGUGAUUCUAGGUGGCACGAGCAGCAAGGAGAUCAGCGGGACUUGUGAGAAGUAUAACUUCAACGCCUUUGUGGGUUCCUUCGAAGCCUAA